AUGCCCCUCACUAACCUAUUUGGCUGUCUGCUCUUAUUUGCCUUUUGCUUUAGUGACAUUAAAUCACAGCUGACAAGUACAAGUACAAGUACAAGUACAGAGAGUGCAUUAGGACAUGAUUGUUCACAAAUAUGGGAGAGAGACAACAGAGCAGUUAGUGGAAUAUACACAAUAAAACCUAUAGGAGCAAGCAAGCCUUUUCAGGUCUUUUGUAAAAUGGAUGCUGAUGGUGGCUGGACCCUCAUUCAAAAACAUGAUGGACAGAAUUCCCUGUCUUUUGAUAGAACUUGGGCAGAAUAUAAAGAGGGAUUUGGGUAUCAAUCAGGUGAACACUGGCUUGGACUGGAUAAGAUAUAUCUGCUGACCAAUCAGGCUGACAGGAUCCCUGAACUACGUAUCAAUCUUGGUGACUUUGCAGGAUCCAAAGCCUUUGCUGCCUAUAGCACUUUCACAAUUGGUUCAGAGACGCAGUUGUAUCAGCUCUCUCUGGGUGAAUAUUCUGGAAAUGCAGGUGAUGCUUUCAGAGGAAUAGAAGAUGCUACAAAUGAAAAUGGAAGCUAUUUUAGCACGAUAGAUAUGGAUAAUGACCAGUGUGAUCCAUGUCAGUAUGGCGAUAUCAUGUACAACAGUUGCAGCCGUGAUCGCUUCCGUUCUGGAUGGUGGUUUAAUAGCUGUGGGAUUGCAAAUCUCAAUGGCCAAUGGCGUAAGCAAGGACACCACAUUGGCUGGGCUUCUUCUGUGUUAUGGCAAACCUGGAAAGCCAUUGAGUCUUUGAAGUUCAGUAAGAUGUACUUGAGACACCACUAGGGUGGUAGGAAGAGCAAUCUUAGUGCAGGAUAUCAGA
Messenger RNA from Spea bombifrons (plains spadefoot toad), 844 nucleotides. RefSeq names its product angiopoietin-related protein 5-like. The coding region runs from base 1 to 807 and encodes 268 amino acids. The record is from RefSeq and is a predicted model, not a curated record. NCBI's taxonomy places the organism in Eukaryota, Metazoa, Chordata, Amphibia, Anura, Pelobatidae. The transcript has 6 exons.